Messenger RNA from Puccinia graminis f. sp. tritici CRL 75-36-700-3, 1601 nucleotides. RefSeq lists its product as uncharacterized. Bases 211 to 1089 code for a protein of 292 amino acids. Gene Ontology annotation, cellular component: mitochondrial small ribosomal subunit. Gene Ontology annotation, molecular function: structural constituent of ribosome. The transcript has 2 exons. Lineage: Eukaryota; Fungi; Basidiomycota; Pucciniomycetes; Pucciniales; Pucciniaceae. The record is from RefSeq and is a predicted model, not a curated record.
AUCAUUUGAGCUCAUAUUGACACCGGGCCACUCGGGGUCGGGUAGGUUAUCCCGUCCCGGGCCCGUCCGGCUUACGCCCCGAGGGGUGUCGUUCCGAGUUGAUCGUGGAUUCGCUGAAACUCACCAACAGCACCAAAGGCAAUCACAGGAAACGAGGACGAAUCGAAUAACGCCACUGUAGCAGUUUACGAGCUUGAUCACCCACACCCGAUGCCUCGCCACCACGCGAUUCUGGUGCACAAGCAGAUCUCGGCCCAACUCCAAGCUGGCCUCUUGAAGCAGCCGCCUCGCUCCUACCCGGCCCUGGUGAACUACCCUCCCAAUCCGACGCCCUCACAGGACCCACAUUCGAACCAGAAGAAGAAGAACCUAGAGCCGAUCAAGUUCGUCGUCAAGGACAGACUCCGAAAAGCUUUCUUCAGAGACCAUCCCUUCGAAGCCUAUCGCCCCAUCAGCCUCGUCGAAGAAUCCGCACAACACCUCUUGUCUAAAGUCCAUCGUGAUCUUUCCGGCUGCGAUCGCUUGGAUCAAAUCAGUUGCAGGCCUUCUGCUGAAGACUGUAUCGACUUCGCAGAGCGAUUAUACCAUGACAAGGGCUACAACCUAAACCAAGCCUACAAGAUUGCGGUCAGCGAGUUCCGGACGUUACGAUUCGAGGAACAGAUCCGAGCGAGUUUCGCCCGACAAGAGGCCGAGUAUUACAGCAGACCAGUGGAAGCGGGAGCAGAGGAGCCCAGCCAAGCUCCACUGGAGAGCAACAAGAAUGAGGAGCAAGUGUGGGGAAGAGACCUGAUCAAACGAUCGUUGGAGAUCCAGGACCGCUUCAUCAUUGAAUCUAAUGCCACAUCCACCCGCAAGACGCUCGACCGUCCCGCCAAUCGCUCCGCUCCCUCCUCCAUUUCAUCCUCUUCCUCCUCAUCGUCGAAACCGACAGAUGAGCUGAGCAGUCAAAAUAAUCGACUGAUCGGAUCACGCACUAGGAACUCCAACCAUCCCGGGAUCCAUGAUCAUCUCCAAUUCAACCAGCUCAUCAACUCCGAACUCGUCAAGAAAUCCAAACGGUUGUCGGCGCUCUCUCAAUCCCCUUAGAGAACUCCACCCCAAUCUUCCAGAAAAACCUCGCUCAAUUCAUUUCUUGUUCUGCCGUCAUGAUCUUGAUUCCUCGUUGUCACAAUUUCCACCUUCCAAAUCCCAAAGCAACGCUUAUUUCUUCUCAUAAGGUUUUAUGUGUGCAUGAUGACCAACCUCCUGAUCAAGCAAUUAUCAUUUUUUUUUUGAACUGGGUUCAUGGGGUCCGUGGAUCUGGUGAACUAUCGUCAGUGAUGCCCUUUUUUACGUACAUAAGUGUGCAAUGAUAAGCCUUACUAGUCUAGUUAUUGUAAACACCUACUCUUCCUGCACCUCUUGUGUCCCCAAAAAGCUUGAGAAUCGGUCUGGAGACUCAGUCACAACAACAAGUUAUAUUAGUGUGAACGACUGGCCUUGCAGAUAUUUAGCUUUUGUGCAGUGGAAGUCCACUAAAAUUCCACAAACCCUCAACUACGCUCAAUAACAGCUACUUCGUGGCCCACUACAGCUCAAACUAUCCCCCCCCCCUUUUU